ACUGACCCUAACAUUGAUUUGACUGAUCCUCAUCAUGAAUCGUGCUUUUAGCAGGAAAAAAGACAAAACAUGGAUGCAUACUCCAGAAGCUUUAUCAAAGCACUACAUUCCCUAUAAUGCAAAGUUCCUUGGCAGUACAGAAGUGGAGCAACCCAAAGGAACGGAAGUUGUGAGAGAUGCUGUGAGGAAGCUGAAGUUUGCCAGGCAUAUCAAGAAAUCUGAAGGCCAGAAAAUUCCUAAAGUUGAGUUGCAAAUAUCAAUUUAUGGAGUGAAAAUUCUAGAACCUAAAACAAAGGAAGUCCAGCACAAUUGCCAACUUCAUAGAAUAUCAUUUUGUGCAGAUGAUAAAACUGACAAGAGGAUAUUCACUUUCAUAUGCAAAGAUUCUGAGUCAAAUAAACAUUUGUGCUAUGUAUUUGACAGCGAAAAGUGUGCUGAAGAGAUAACUUUAACAAUUGGCCAAGCAUUCGACCUAGCGUACAGGAAAUUUCUAGAAUCUGGAGGAAAAGAUGUUGAAACGAGAAAACAGAUUGCAGGAUUACAGAAAAGAAUUCAAGAUUUAGAAACGGAAAAUAUGGAACUCAAAAACAAAGUACAAGAUUUGGAAAACCAGUUAAGAAUAACCCAAGUAUCAACAUCACCAGUCAGCAGUGUGACCCCUAAGUCUCCCUCCACUGACAUCUUUGAUAUGAUUCCGUUUUCUCCAGUAUCAACCCAGUCUUCAAUACCAAUACCUACCCGCAAUGGCACACAGCCACCUCCGAUACCUAGCAGAUCUACUGAGAUUAAGCGAGACCUGUUUGGAGCAGAACCUUUUGACCCAUUUAACUGUGGAGGAGGGGAUUUCCCUCCAGAUAUUCAAUCAAAAUUAGAUGAGAUGCAGGAGGGGUUCAAAAUGGGACUAACGCUGGAAGGCACAGUAUUUUGUCUCGACCCGUUAGACAGCAAAUGUUGA
This is a messenger RNA of Chrysochloris asiatica (Cape golden mole), 955 nucleotides long. RefSeq names its product GULP, engulfment adaptor PTB domain containing 1 (gene GULP1). The coding region runs from base 35 to 955 and encodes 306 amino acids. The record is from RefSeq and is a predicted model, not a curated record. The transcript is spliced from 10 exons. NCBI's taxonomy places the organism in Eukaryota, Metazoa, Chordata, Mammalia, Afrosoricida, Chrysochloridae.